AUGCCUUUAAAUGUGGUAAUACCAUCUGAACCAAAAGACCCUACGCUGAUAUAUAAAUACAACAAAAAAGAGGUAUACUCAGGUGAACUUGAAGGAAUACUUAUUUUAUGUUUUUUAGCAAUUUUCCUUGGAGUAAUUUUUAAGGUGAUUGAAGUUAUCUUUGUAGUUAUUUUUGUGUUAAUUUCCAUAUACUUAACAGCAAGAAAUGGAGAAUUAAACCUUGUUUCAAUAUUACCUAUGAUUAUAAUGAUCGUGAUGACAUUAGGAAUGUCGUGGGUUCAACAAAAGAGCUUUAAUAAAAAGCAAACGAGUAAAUUUGAAUUAUAA
Messenger RNA from Plasmodium malariae, 327 nucleotides. Its product is annotated as conserved Plasmodium protein, unknown function. Lineage: Eukaryota; Apicomplexa; Aconoidasida; Haemosporida; Plasmodiidae. The record is from RefSeq and is a predicted model, not a curated record. The transcript is spliced from 4 exons. Bases 1 to 327 code for a protein of 108 amino acids.